Messenger RNA from Rattus norvegicus (Norway rat), 6883 nucleotides. RefSeq names its product membrane bound glycerophospholipid O-acyltransferase 2 (gene Mboat2). Gene Ontology annotation, cellular component: endoplasmic reticulum membrane. NCBI's taxonomy places the organism in Eukaryota, Metazoa, Chordata, Mammalia, Rodentia, Muridae. Gene Ontology annotation, molecular function: plasmalogen synthase activity; 1-acylglycerophosphocholine O-acyltransferase activity; 1-acylglycerophosphoethanolamine O-acyltransferase activity. Gene Ontology annotation, biological process: phosphatidylcholine acyl-chain remodeling; phospholipid metabolic process; phosphatidylethanolamine acyl-chain remodeling. The record is from RefSeq and is a predicted model, not a curated record.
CCUCCCCGCACGGCUGCUCGGACCGCGGGCGGCCGAGGGGCGGGCGCGCCGCUGCAUCCCCAUCCUCGGCGCAGCUCGGCACAGAGCGAGCGAGCGGCGACUGGCCGGAGCGGGCGGGCGCAGCGCUGAGGCCCGGCCAUGGCCACCACCAGCACCACGGGCUCCACCCUGCUGCAGCCCCUCAGCAACGCCGUGCAGCUGCCCAUCGAUCAGGUCAACUUUGUAGUGUGCCAACUCUUUGCCUUGUUAGCAGCCGUUUGGUUUCGAACUUAUCUACAUUCAAGCAAAACUAGCUCUUUUAUCAGACACGUAGUUGCUACCCUUUUGGGCCUUUAUCUUGCAUUUUUUUGCUUUGGAUGGUAUGCCUUACACUUUCUCGUACAGAGUGGCAUUUCCUACUGCAUCAUGAUCAUAGCAGGAGUGGAGAGCAUGCACCACCCAAUGAUGAUCAUUACGCAGAAGAUCACUAGUUUGGCUUACGAAAUUCACGACGGGAUGUUUCGAAAGGAUGAAGAACUGACUCCAUCUCAGAGGGGAUUGGCUGUGAGGCGCAUGCCGAGUCUCCUGGAGUACGUCAGUUACACCUGCAACUUCAUGGGCAUCCUGGCAGGUCCACUCUGCUCCUACAAAGACUACAUUGCUUUCAUCGAGGGCAGAGCAUCCCACAUGGCACAGUCAGGUGAAAAUGGAAAAGAAGAGCAGCAUGGGAAAGCAGAGCCAUCUCCAAACGCAGCAGUUACGGAGAAGCUCCUGGUCUGUGGACUCUCCUUGUUAUUCCACUUGACCAUCUCCAGCAUGCUACCUGUGGAGUACAACAUUGAUGAGCAUUUCCAAGCCACCGCAUCGUGGCCAACCAAAGCCACCUAUCUGUAUGUCUCUCUCUUGGCUGCCAGACCUAAGUACUAUUUUGCAUGGACCUUAGCUGAUGCCAUUAACAAUGCAGCAGGCUUCGGUUUCAGAGGAUAUGACAAGAACGGAGUGGCUCGCUGGGACUUGAUUUCCAAUUUGAGAAUUCAGCAAAUAGAGAUGUCAACAAGUUUUAAGAUGUUUCUCGAUAAUUGGAAUAUCCAGACAGCUCUUUGGCUCAAAAGGGUGUGUUAUGAACGAGCGACCUUCAGUCCGACAGUCCAGACAUUCUUCCUCUCGGCCAUUUGGCAUGGUGUCUACCCAGGAUACUAUCUGACAUUUCUAACAGGAGUGUUGAUGACGUUAGCAGCUCGGGCUGUGAGGAAUAACUUUAGGCAUUACUUUGUUGAACCCCCUCAACUUAAGUUAUUUUAUGACAUCAUAACGUGGGCGGCAACCCAAAUAACAAUAAGUUACACGGUUGUUCCCUUCGUGCUUCUCUCUAUAAACCCAUCGUUCACGUUUUACAGAUCCUGGUAUUACUGCCUCCACAUCUGUAGUAUCUUGGUGUUGCUGUUGCUGCCGGUGAAAAAGUCUCCAAGAAAAAAGAACACAGAGGAAAAUGCUCAGCCCUCGUGGGCCAAAAAGUUUGAUGAAAGAGAAAAUUCUCUGGGACAGAACAGCUUUUCCAUGAUGAAUAAUGUUUGCAAUCAGAACCAAGACACUGGCUCCAGACACUCGGCACUAACGCAGUGAGGGGGAGAGCACUGGAAGGCUGUUUCCCGUCUGUGAGCAGAAACCAGUCCUGACGCCUUUGCAGAGCCUCCUGUUUGAGGAAGAGAGACUAACUGGGUGGAAUGGGACGGUCUCGGAUGGGGGAUUUCCUGUACACUAGAUUGGAAAUGGAAUGAAACAACCCCUCCCAUGCCAUGUUCCUGUGGGUCACGCCUUAUACAAAAUCUUCCCAUGUUUCAGCAGGGCGCUCUGACCUCAGCCCUCAAGGUCAUAGGUGUACCCUGUUGCCGAAUGUACACUGCGUAUCCCAAGGCACUGAAGAGGUGGAAAAAUAAUCAUGUCAAUCUGGACGAUUAACUUUUUCCAAAUGAAUGUCUUGCCUUAAAUCUUCCGUUUCCUAAACUGUUGUUCCGGGAUGGUGUUUUCAAGGGUAAUAUGGUGAGGAGACGAUUUCAAUAUUUGAUAUGGUGUGCUGCAGAGAGGAUUGAGGAGGAGACUAAAGCCGGAUAUUUAACAUUGUGGGUACUUAGAAAAUGCAAUAAACAUCUCAGUAUUUGAAGGGUUUCCUUAAGGUAUCCUAGAGGACUGUAUGCAUGGUGGAACUGUACACAGUCAGGGCUUCAUUACAGGUAACUUCUUAUUCUGGGAGCUUAAUUACCUGGUGUCAGUCAGGGGGCCCUUCCAGGAGGACUUUCUUAAACAUAAUUAAAGGUUGGCAAUGUGAUAUUUUGGGCUUAUUUUCUUAAGGAAAAAAAAAUAGUAAGAGGGACGAUGAGGUAAGCAGGCCAGAAGUAGGAAAGCACCGUGCGGCCUGCAGCCAGCGGCAGAGGGCUCCCUUCUGUGUCCGAGACCAGUGUAACUGUAGGGGACACAACGGCUUCAUAGUGAUAACACGGUGGACUUUCUGAAGAAAGCUCUCGAGCAUAAAUUACAUAGAGUUAGAGGGGGUUAUAAGAGUAACAGUGAUAGAUGAGUUGAAGAUUUUGAAAGAAAUCUCUAGUAAUUAAGGUCCUUGUAUGGUUCAUCAGUUUCUUGUCCCUGUCCUUUUCAUUGCGAUUUGGGAAAGAUUUAGGGAAAAGAAAACUUAGUUGAUGAGUCUAAAUGACCUUUUUUUUCCCCGAAAAUUAAUAAAUUAGUUUCUAUACUCUUUAACUUCAUGCAUUAAAAUUCUUCUAUUAAACUCUUGUUAAAGUGGGUGUUAGAUUCUCUCAACACAAAUACCGUGUUCUCCUCUUAGGCGGUCACUCUUGCCUGGAGUGACUGGAUUUGUCUUUAGUCGAGUGGUGUGGGCUACAGCAGCCUUAAGGGCUGGGUUUGAGGUCAUGGAACCGAGCCUGAGACUAGAGAAAAAGGCAGGGCCUUUGGGCCUCACUGUUACUUGACCAAUCUUUUUCUUUUUCUUUCUUUUCCUUUUUUUUUUUUUCUUUUGUGAAACUUGUUUUGGUUUUGCCUUAAAUUUUCAAAUGAAAUCCAAGCUGUCAGAUGAGUUUUUGCCGCUAACACAUUGUAAGUAGAGUUAAGGAAGAAGCGGCGGUGGUGGCAGAAACCUAAAGAUGUCAGAGGAAGAAAGAUGCAGAUGCUGGCAUGGCAUUCUAGGACCUGGGAGCCAUACGUGGCGUGUUCGCUUUUCUGAAGGCAGGUCGCUUCUGAUGAGGACCGUCUUCUCCUGGCCUCUAGGGUCCUCCCCUUUCCCCAGGAAAUGUCCAGUAAAAUACUUUUUUCUUAGUUUUCUGUCCCAUGUGUUGAAAUCAAGCCAGCUGUAGAAUUUGAGGAGAAAGAAAAUAGUAUUCAUGGAGAGUACCCGUCCCCCAGAUGUUUCCACGAUUUCAUGAACUUGAUGGAGAAUCCAGUCACUGUUAAAGACAGCAGUGAAGAAAAGACAACUUUUCCUAAGUGAAACCAGAACAGCCUUAGAAGCUGCUGCAGGCUUGAUCCAUCUAUCCAGCCACUCACAAAUUACCCUAUUUGUAUCUGCCACCCAACACACUUUCUUUCCGAGCCUAUACAUUGAGCCUCCAUUGUCUGUUUCCUCUUAUUGAAUUUAUAAUCAUAGCACUAUCAUCCAAAGAGCAAGACGGUUGCUCACUGUUCUCCUUCCCAGCACAUGCACGGCAUUCCAACCUGACUGAUUUCCCUUUUCAUUCCUCUACGGCUGCUAGUUACAUUCAUGAGGUCGUUUUUGGAUGACUGUCUUCUAAUUUGGAGACAUAAUCAGAACACAAUUUAAAAUUAAAUAAAUCAAAUUCUCAUUCCCCCCCCCAAAAAAAAUCCCCACGUUCUAUAAAAUAAAUGUCUAGUUGGGAUACUGUAAAUAUUACUUUGUUUCUACUUAGAAGGAUUUAAAACUAAUGUUUGCCCUGCUGUGAAUUCUGAAGGAUCAUCCUACCAUGUGCCCACUGCAUUUAACCAGCAGAGCGGGACACUGUGUGCUUAUAGGAUUUUUCCAUUUCUUGAGUAUCCUGAAAUCAUUCUGGAGAUGGCCAGUCUACAUCACAUUUAUACUUCUGUCCAAAUAUAUACUACUCAGGGAAAAAAAAUAGAACAAAAAUAUUCUUCCCUCAAAUCUCAUUUUCUUGAAACAGUAAUUGUCAAUUUGGUGCAUCUCUGCUCACUUUUUUUUUUCGUUUUUUUGUUUGCUUGCUUUUGUUUGUUUGUUUGUUUGUUUGUUUUAAUACACAUUUUAAUUGGAGCCUGGAGUGACUGAGGAAGCUUGCUUAGCUUUUAGAAUACUCAGAGAUGGAGAGAAGGUUCUCUAGGUUUCAGAGAUGUUUGAUCUCUGUCUUAUCAUGCUGGUCCUUACCGUGGAUGACACCCACACAGGGUAUUCCCACGCAUGCCACUUUGGAGGAAGUUUCUAGAAAAUGAUGGUGAUUUUGUGUAAGUACUUAGUGGUUGGCUGGUCCUUCUGGCUUUUGCCUCGGGGAGCACCACCUCCUCCACCCCCUCCCCCUAGUUCUGUAGGGCAAAGAGGGACCCGGUUACUGCCAGCUGCUUUUUAUAAAAAGCGAGGCGGUAACAUUUUAUAAAAUGGUUGUCUACCAACAGGAGGAAUACCUUUUAAUCCAUUAACUCAAAACAGGUAGCAACAUGCCAUUUCCUGGUUGCUUUCUUUAGUUUCUGUUUCUGUUGGGUAAAACUGGAAAGGAUUAAAUAUCCCCCAUAAAUUGCUGAUAUUACUAGACGGGGUUUAUCACCAUGUAACUCUACAGCAAUUAUUUAAUUUAGAGAAUUUAGUCAUUUUUUUAAUUAUGGAAAAGAAUUUAAAAUCGCCAUCAAAAUAACCGUCAAGUUUUACUUCCGAAGACUAGACACUUAGGACAAAUGCUUUUCCUACUUAAAACCCGUACCUCGUCAGAGUUCAGCUUGUGUCUUCAUGGGCCAAUCUAGAACAUUGUUCUUACUGUUUCCUUCUCAGUUUCUCAUAGGUAUCAGCUCACUGACUAAGAGUUGUACACUUCAACUGACCCCAAACACUCUUGAGAGAGUAGAUGUGUUUAGAAUAAUUGCUUCUGCUGUGUCCACUGAGAUUUGGAUCAAAUGUAUAGUUAAUAAACCAGUAUUGUGAGAGGUUGUAUUCAGGCAUUAGUAAUCUACCCUGGCUGAAAUCGAACACACCCAGUUUACCCUAGGUGCGGAACUCCAGCUUACACUGUGACUGUAACCUUAACCUACCGGAGGACCAUACACACCUGUUACAUUCCACCAGGGGCAUCUGAGGAUGGUUGAUCACUUAUCUGAUUGCCCUUGAUGCUAACUUUCUGCCUCCCACUGCCCUUGGAAAAGUGAGUUUGUACCAGGCUUCUGAGUGCUCAAGGAAGAGAUUUGCAUUUUAAAACAAACCCGCUCAGAACUCUCCAGUUUGGUGGGUUAGAAUGUGGCAGCUCCCUACAGUGAUUUUCUGUAACAGCCCUGUAGUCGAAUCUGUGGCUAGUGAUUUCUCCUCGUGGAAGACAAAUUUAAAAUGAAAUUUUCCACGUUGAUAUUUUGUAGGAAUGGUCUUCUAAUCAACGACUAAGCUGCUUUUUGAGGCUCUUGUUGUACAGAGGAUGCAGCCAAUUUACAUUUUAAUUAGCAGGCUGCUUAAUGACGUUUUGUAUGUUUUCAGAUAAUAAUUUAUUUUAAUAGGUUUUUAAUGCAAACUCCAGUGAAGAGCUGGCAAGAAGCUCCAUAGGUCACUGAUUGGGGAAAUUUUGUCACCCAGAACCUAAUGACACAUUUCUAUGCCAGCUAAUUCGUCUUGCCUUUAAAACGGGUGGUGACUCUUAACGCCACUUUUAUAAAUCAAGGGGCAGCCUGUCUGUUCUGAAAAUAACACUUCAAAGAUCCUGUACAACCACUGUCUGAAGGCGAUCCAGUGACCCAGAGCCACCUCCAGCUGUGUCUCCCUACGUGCUGCUUUUGUAACCAGCAAUGGGAUAUAAUAUAAAGCCAGGCGUUACACAGCAAAGGAAGUAAAAUGAGUGGCAGUUUCCGGGGAGCUUGUCUGCAAUGGGAGAGUGCGGGUUGCCCACUGAAAUCUCUGAGACGUUGGUGCUCCCCGCACAGGCUCUAUCCUGGGAAAACUUCUUUGAGAGACCAAUUUGUUAAUUAUUUUCUCUGUUCUUUCGUGGGGGAAGGACAUACAUAGGGUAGAGCGUUUGAUAAGCUUUUAAAAUAUGUCUCUGUCCCCAUUUUAAAUGUCUUCAGUUCUGUACACACUCAUCUGUCACUGAAGUCCAUCUGCUGCUGACUUAAUCACACACAGAGAGGACUCCUGUGUUGCAUGGGGAUACAGUCUUGUCCGUCUUUUUGUCAGCUUUAUGUACGUGAAGGGGCCUCCACACCAGAAGGAACAUCAUACGAGGCAGUAGGAAUGACAGAGACACGGAUUCCUGGGAUGGGAAGGUCCCGUCAUGUUAAGAUGUGUACCUGCCGUCUCUUUCCGCUGACCACUGCUGGCCUCAGCUCCCAUAGCCAGUGCUUGCCCUGUUCCCAUUUGCCUUCCCAGGUGGGGGAUACUGUGUGGUGGACUGUGCUUUUUUUGUUGUUUCAAUUCGAAGAUUUUUCUUUUUUUUUAACGAAGUGUUCUUUUUCAGUCAAUCCACAAAUCAGUUGUCCUUGUAUGGUGAGUUGAAACCACACUGUAUCAGACAAGCUGUGACAUGAUUCGUGACCAUUUUCUCCAUUCCAAGUCUUCAGAGCUGCACAGUGGCUAACUGCUGGCUUUUAAAGAUGUUUUUAACUUACAUGUGGUUUUUUGUUUUUUUUUUUUUCCUUUCUUAUUUCUGUGUCUUUAAAGGGAUUAAACGGUAGUUUAAAAGAA